Trichoplusia ni (cabbage looper) is the source of this 2820-nucleotide messenger RNA. RefSeq names its product phosphatidylinositol-binding clathrin assembly protein LAP (gene lap). The transcript is spliced from 16 exons. Gene Ontology annotation, cellular component: clathrin-coated vesicle; extrinsic component of presynaptic endocytic zone membrane; synaptic vesicle. Gene Ontology annotation, molecular function: clathrin heavy chain binding; SNARE binding; phosphatidylinositol-4,5-bisphosphate binding. Gene Ontology annotation, biological process: synaptic vesicle budding from presynaptic endocytic zone membrane; clathrin-dependent endocytosis; clathrin coat assembly. The coding region runs from base 108 to 2015 and encodes 635 amino acids. NCBI's taxonomy places the organism in Eukaryota, Metazoa, Arthropoda, Insecta, Lepidoptera, Noctuidae. The record is from RefSeq and is a predicted model, not a curated record.
GUGCCAGUCGGGGGGGCGGUGACAUAUUUUUACCCGUCAUCGUCGUAAUUUUGUGAAUUUGUUGGAAAAACGCGAAAAUAAGUGUCGUUACAUCGUGUAAAUAGUUUAUGUCAGGACUGAACGUGAGGAUGGCGGGUCAGACUAUAAACGAUAGGCUCUUAGCCGCCCGACACAGCAUCGCCGGGCAGGGUUUAGCCAAAUCGGUUUGCAAAGCUACUACCGAAGAAAUGAUAGCACCCAAAAAGAAACAUUUAGAUUAUCUAGUCCACUGCACAAACGAGCCCAACGUUUCGAUACCACAGCUGGCCAACUUGUUGGUCGAACGUACACAAAACACCAAUUGGGUGGUAGUGUACAAAGCUCUAAUAACGGUACACCAUCUACUAGCAUAUGGGAAUGAGAGGUUCACACAAUAUCUAGCAUCGAGUAAUUCAACAUUUCAACUUAGCAAUUUUCUAGACAAAAGCGGGGUUCAAGGCGCGGCCGGUGCCCGGAUCGGAUAUGACAUGUCCCCGUUCAUCCGGCGUUAUGCCAAGUACCUCAAUGAGAAGGCGCUGUCCUACAGGACUGUGGCCUUCGACUUCUGCAAGGUCAAGAGGGGUAAGGAGGAAGGCUCCCUCCGCAUGAUGAACGCGGAGAAGCUCCUCAAGACGCUGCCGGUGCUGCAGGCGCAGCUCGACGCGCUGCUGGAGUUCGACUGCACCGCCAACGACCUCACCAACGGCGUCAUCAACAUGUGCUUCAUGUUGCUCUUCAGAGAUCUCAUUAGAUUGUUCGCAUGCUACAACGAUGGCAUCAUUAAUCUCUUGGAGAAAUACUUCGAUAUGAACAAAAAGAACUGCCGGGAAGCUCUCGACCUCUAUAAGAAAUUCCUCAUCAGAAUGGAUAGGGUUGGAGAGUUUUUGAAGGUAGCAGAGAAUGUCGGCAUCGAUAAGGGCGACAUCCCGGACCUGACGAAGGCGCCGAGCAGUCUGCUGGACGCGCUGGAGGGACACCUCGCCAGCCUCGAGGGGAAGAAGGGAUCCGCCGCCAACACGCCCACGCAGACGGCCAGCGCGCAGAAGAACGUAGCGAGCGUGAUGGGCGCGCUGUCGUCGACGUCGUCGUCGUUCGGCAACGCGGCCGCGUCCUCGCGCCUCGACAACCCGCCCAACGGCAGCGCCGCGCUCUUCAUCGACGACACGCUGCGCCAGCAGGCGCUGGCCGAGGAGGAGGCCGCCAUGAACCAGUACAAGGGUAAACGGCCUUGGUCAGUCAAGUUCAUGAUAAAUAGAACUCCGAACUACCCUCCAAAAAACAAGGUGCAGUCUCCCACGAACGCGGCCAACAACCCGUUCCUGUCGAGCGCGCCCGCCCAGAGCCAGUCCAUCGUGGACCUGUUCGGGCCGCCCGCCGACACCAACAGUACCACCAGCAAGGCGUCGGAUGAUCUGCUGUCGCUUGGCAACCCGUUUGCUGAUAUGUUUGGAGCCCCGACGCCGGCCCCGACGGGCGCGCCGAUGUGGGGGCAGCAACAACAACAGCCGACCAACGGGUUCGCGGCCUUCCCGCCGCAGCAACAGAACAACACGUUUGUGUCCGAGGCUAACUUCUCUAACGUUUUCGAUAACACUGACACGGCAGGUCAGCAACCGCAGCAGCAGACCGGCAAGGUGUUGACAGGUGACCUGGACUCGUCGCUAGCUCAGCUGGCCAACAAUCUGUCCAUCAACAAAACAGCUACCGCUCAGAAACCGAUGCAGUGGAACUCGCCGAAGAACGCGUCCAAACCGGGCCAGACGUGGACCCCGCAACCGAUGCAGGCGACCACCGGGGCCGGCUACAGACCGAUGGGCCCAGGCAUGUCACUCCCAACAAUGCCCCAUACUAUGCCUCAUGCAUAUCACCCCCCGCAUUAUAUUAUGCAACAGCCAGGCAUGGUAAUGUCCAUGCAGGGCCCGAUGGUCCCGAUGGGCAUGGCGCAGCCGAUGCGGCCCGCCGUGCCGCCGCAGCCCACCACCAACCAGUUCAGCUAAGCACCACCCACAUACCAUAAGGUUUACGUUCACGACGACCCGACUGCUUACAAUAUUCUUAUACUUAAGAACAUCGCUGUAACUAGGAAAUACAAACAAAUGUACUGAGAAGAAUUAUGUAAGACAACACGUCUCUUGGAAGUAAAUUUGAUAUAUUUUCAUACUUUACCAAGAGACGAUAUUAUGUUAAUAGUAAAAUUUUAUAGGAUUUUUGAAAGAUUACGAUUUUUAUGUGAUAGAUUUUUGUUGGAAUUGAAAUUAAGUAAGUUUUGUGUUGAGCUCAAUUAUUUGAAUUUAUUAUUGCAAUUGUACGAAGGAAAUUACUAACGAUUAGUUUUUAAGACUUUUCUAUUUACAAUUUAAUAUAUUUAACAUGAAAAUGUAUAGGGGUCGGUCACUCAAAGACCUUUCGUGUAUUGCUUAGUAACUAACAUAAAAGAUUUUUCUCAAGUAUUGACCAUCAGAAGCAGUCGGGUCACAUGUCAUCAAAAGCUGACAAACAGUUUCGCUACUUAUUUGUUAAGUGCACUGUUUUGUUGCGGUUACUAAACGAAACAUUAUCGUUCAUCAUAAGGUUAGGAUUGCAAGUCGAAAAAAAUACCUAGUUAUUUUUUAGAGUUACCUGUAUUAAAUAGUUUGAUGCGAAACUAUUGAAUGAAAUGUUCAACUUUUGAUUUCUAUUUUAUUUUCUAAUGAUUAUUCACUUUAUUAAAUUACAGUAAUGAUUUUUAGGUACGUAUUGGAAUUCUAGCAUGUUUUCAUUUUAUUCACAAUAAAUUUUAUACAACAUUUUAGUGGAGCAAUA